Molecule: messenger RNA, 1014 nt
Organism: Sungouiella intermedia
Lineage: Eukaryota; Fungi; Ascomycota; Pichiomycetes; Serinales; Metschnikowiaceae
Source: the annotation of a GenBank genome assembly
AUGGACUUGGACACCGAUGUUCCCAUGGAGGACGUCGAAGACGUGCAAACCAAGGCACCCCAACAGGAGCUAAGUAAAAAGACCGACAUUGCCACCUCGUCCAUAAACCAAUUGGACCAGUGGAUCGCCAAGUUGGCUCAGUGCGAGCCACUCUCUGAGGCCGACGUGAAGAAAUUGUGUGACAUGGCUAUUGAUGUUUUGCAAUUCGAAGAAAACGUCCAGCCUGUCCAGGUGCCCGUGACCAUCUGUGGUGAUGUGCACGGGCAGUUCCACGACUUGAUGGAGCUCUUUGAGAUCGGAGGCCCUUGUCCCGACACAAACUAUUUGUUCAUGGGUGACUACGUCGACAGAGGCUACUACUCGGUGGAAACUGUGUCGUAUCUAGUUUGCAUGAAGGUGCGGUACCCUAACCGUAUCACCAUCUUAAGAGGCAACCACGAGUCUAGGCAGAUUACCCAGGUGUAUGGAUUCUAUGACGAGUGUUUGAGAAAAUACGGCUCUGCAGCUGUGUGGAAGUUGUUCACCGAUCUCUUUGACUACUUCCCCAUCACCGCAUUGGUGGACAACAAGAUAUUCUGUUUGCACGGAGGAUUGCUGCCAAUGAUCGAGACCAUAGAUCAGGUACGUGAGUUGAACCGUAUUCAGGAGGUGCCUCACGAGGGUCCCAUGUGCGACUUGUUGUGGUCGGACCCUGACGACAGAGGAGGAUGGGGAAUCUCUCCACGAGGUGCGGGUUUCACUUUUGGACAAGAUAUCUCCGAACAGUUCAAUCACACCAACGACUUGAGUCUCAUUGCCCGUGCACAUCAGCUUGUCAUGGAGGGUUACCUGUGGUCACAUCAAGAAAGCGUGGUGACCAUUUUCAGUGCGCCAAACUACUGUUACCGUUGUGGUAACCAAGCAGCUAUCAUGGAGGUGGACGAAAGCCAUCAAAGACAGUUUUUACAGUACGAUCCUUCGGUGAGACCAGGUGAACCCACGGUGACACGUAAGACCCCAGACUACUUCUUGUAG